Molecule: messenger RNA, 3344 nt
Organism: Engraulis encrasicolus (European anchovy)
Lineage: Eukaryota; Metazoa; Chordata; Actinopteri; Clupeiformes; Engraulidae
Gene: glyr1
Product: glyoxylate reductase 1 homolog (Arabidopsis)
Exons: 16
Coding region: 39-1577 (512 amino acids)
Molecular function (GO): NADP binding; oxidoreductase activity; NAD binding
Source: RefSeq, a predicted model, not a curated record
CCUGAAUUGAGUGUGCGACGUUUUCAGUACAUUUUAAGAUGGCGACGGUGCAUCUGAGAAUCGGGGAUCUAGUGUGGGGGAAGCUGGGACGCUAUCCGCCCUGGCCUGGAAAGGUUGUCAGUCCACCAAAGGACUUGAAAAAGCCAAGAGGCAAAAAAUGCUUCUUUGUCAAGUUUUUUGGAACUGAAGACCAUGCCUGGAUAAAGGUUGAACAGUUGAAGCCCUACCAUCCCCACAAAGAGGAGAUGCUGAAGUCGAACAAGGGAAAGCGCUUUCAACAGGCUGUCGACGCCGUAGAGGAGUUUUUAAAGAAGGGCAAAGGGAAAGAGCAGGGUUCACACAGCAGCUCGGACGACAAGAAGUCUUCAGACUCGAAAGGCAGGAAGGCGCCUGCGAAGCCAAUGAAAAUCAUCGAGGAGGAUGACGAGGAUCUGUUCAAGGGAGGCUCGUCCGACAAAGAGUUAACAGACUCUGAUCCAGAGCCUUCGUCCGUCCAGCGUCUGGUUGCAGGAACGGUCUCAGGAUUCAAAUGGGAGAGCAGUCGAGUAAAGGACGACCCACAUUUUCACCAUUUUCUGCUCAGCCAGUCUGAGAAGCCUGCUUCGUCAAUGGAGCCCAUUAGCAAACGUCUGAAGGUCGUCGAGGAGGAUACACGGUCCACGUCCAUCCAGGCGGCCGACAGUACGGCUCUCAACGGCAGCAUCACACCCACAGAUAAAAGAAUAGGUUUCCUUGGCCUGGGGCUGAUGGGUAGUGGUGUGGUGUCGAACCUCUUAAAGAUGGGACAUGUCGUCACCGUCUGGAAUCGCACAGCGGAGAAGUGUGACCUGUUUAUCCAGGAGGGUGCUCGGUUAGGGAGGACGCCAGCGGAGGUCGUGUCCAUGUGUGACAUCACGUUCUCCUGCGUCUCGGACCCAAAAGCAGCCAGAGAUUUGGUUUUGGGGCCUAGUGGUGUACUACAGGGAAUCAGACCUGGCAAGUGCUAUGUGGAGAUGUCCACCAUAGAUCCAGAGACGGUAGCAGAGCUCUCACAGGUGAUCACGUCCAGAGGCGGCCGCUUCCUUGAGGCGCCGGUGUCGGGUAGUCAGCAGCUGUCCAACGAGGGCAUGCUGGUCAUCCUGGCGGCGGGGGACCGCUCCGUCUACGAGGACUGCAGCAGCUGCUUCCAGGCCAUGGGCAAGACCUCCUUCUUCCUCGGUGAGGCGGGCCACGCUGCGCGGAUGAUGCUCAUCCUCAACAUGGUCCAGGGCAGUUUCAUGGCCACCAUAGCGGAGGGGCUGACCCUCGCCCAGGCCACCGGCCAAUCGCAGCAGACCUUCCUGGACAUCCUCUGCCAAGGACAGAUGGCCAGCGCCUUCCUGGACCAGAAAUGCCAAAAUAUCCUCCAAGGCAACUUCAAGCCUGACUAUUACCUUAAACACAUUCAGAAGGACCUGCGGCUAGCCAUCUCCAUGGGAGACUCCGUCAAUCACCCCACCCCAAUGGCAGCGGCAGCCAAUGAGGUAUAUAAGCGUGCGAAGGCACUGGACCAGUCAGACAACGACAUGUCAGCUGUCUACAGAGCCUACAUCCACUAGACCUCGACACAAGAUCAGCAUUUUUGGACCAUUUUUUCCCCUCUUUUUUCCUUUUUAUUUUUUGGAACGUCUCCCAUUUUACCUCUCCUUUCCCUUCCCUGGUCUGUUGGAUUUUUAAAGGUUCUCCUUUGACAUUUGGUUGUGACUUUGCCAGGCACCAGAUCAUAUUUUUCUUCCCAUGUGGCUAUGGGAGCUCAAUAGCAGGCUACUGUGAGCGUUGCACUGACUUUGACAUUGCUGCCCCUGAAAGCUUUUUGCCAGGGUGAUUCAUUUUUUUAAUUUUCUUUUUUUUUCUCUCAUUUGUGAUGGAAAGAAACAAGUUGACGAGUUGUAAUUUUUAUUUCAUUUUGUUUUUCUUUAUUUUUUUGGGCUGAACCACACUGCAUCUAUUUGUUUUGUUUUUUUAAUUAUUUAUCAAUGGUAGCAUCACAAAUUUAAAUAUCUAUAUUUAAUACCAAGUAUGUUGUUUGCAACGAAUGUUCCAUAGAUUAUUAAGGCUUUUUUUUAAACCAUUUAUUACUUUGUUCAUGGCUGGAAAAGUAAAAGCACCAAGUAAAUACCUGUGCAUUGCCUUAAAAAUCAGAGCCCAAUAAUAAUAGAUAUAUUUAUUUAUUUUAAUGCUGAGGAUUCAAAUAGUUUUAUUUGGUGCAUUUUGCCCAACAAAUGUUUCUGCAUCACUGUUUUGAAAAAGGAAAAGUGGUGGACGGCUGUAGGAAGAGAGAUUCCAAUGCCUUAUCACAAAAUGAUAUUCUUUACGAUGCAGUGACGCACACAAAUGUGAGUGAGUUUAUUAGUGUAAAAUAAAAUAAAGUGCAAAAGCCUUCCUGUAUGGAGGCUGUAAAGGUGGAAUAAAACUCUUAUUUCAUAAGUAGUGAGUGAGGUUGUAGUGCAGCAGAGCAUCAAGGGUGACAAAUGGACAACAUGCAUGAUUAUCUAAAUCAAGCAUGCAGGUGUUUUGGGUUGGACAGAUGGAUUUUAUUCCCUAGUCAGUGGUCAGUGGAUAUUUUCCCUUUUAGAGACAAACAUGCAUCAAUGAAUGCAUACUUCUGCCUUAAUCUUUUGGCGUAGUUUCUUUUUCCCCUUUUCAGUUUGGUGGGUGGGCUUUGGGUACCGUGCAGUGGAAGGGUGUAGGGUUGGGUUAUUUAAAUGCGAAUAUCAUAAAACUUGGAAUUCAUAUUUGUCAGGGCAAGUACUGUGACGUUUUAUGUUUUAUCUGAAUCCACAUCUAGCAUAUUAAAAUAUUUGAUUUUAAUGCAAGCUUCGUUUUUAUGUCUGAAGACGACCAUGUUGGAGGAGAAUUUGGUUGUUAAAAUGACCUUAAUCAGAGAUAUUUGUGUUGCCAAGAUGAAUGUGACUGAGGAUGCUGAGUGUUUUUUUUCUCUUCUUGCUUUUGUUUUAUUUGAAUGAUGAGCAGCGAGGAAAAUGUGUACAUAGCCCCCAUUGACAUGGUUUAAUUAUUUAACAAAUGUGCAAGGGUUUUUAUGAACCUUUGUUUGGACUCCACUGAGAUUAUUAAUCAGCCGCUAUGUAUUGUAGUUUGUUUUCUUGUGUUAGAGGUCAAAACCCUGUAAAUGGUUAAUUAAGAUGUGCUUACAGACUUGCUAUUGACAUGUACAAAAAGAAAUCAAGAUUUCAUCUUUCACAACUUGUGUAACAGAUAAUGCUGUUCUAAUCUGAUAUUUAUAAUUUGAUGUAAAUGUGAAAAUGUUCUCUUUUUUGUGAAGUUCAAUGACUUCUCAUCUGAUUAAACAAAACAGUGAUAAACAA